CCCAAUGGAAAAUUUGACCUCUCUCAUAUAAAUUAAGAAAAUAAUAAAAAAAACAUUUUUAUAAAAAAUUAAAAAAAAAAAGAAAAAGAAAAAAAAAGUUUCUUGGGGUUCUGUCCAACUUUUUUCCAAGAAAGUCCUGGUUUCUUCGUUUUCUUGUCUCCCAAACACCACCCUUAUCUCUUUUUUCUCUCUUAUUCUAUUAGGAUGAUUUUUCUUUUCGCAAAGAAGACUUCUUGAAAAUUCAUCCGAUAAUUCUUUUUUUUUUUUCAAUUGCAAAUUCUGGUUCCGGUGGUUUGUGGAAUCCGAACCUCCGGAUCUUUUUUUUUGAACGAUUUUUCUUCGAUUAUGUCUUCUCACUGGUGCUACAGAUGCAGUCGAUUCGUUAGGGUUUCGAACGACGAAGCCGUGGUCUGCCCAGACUGCGACAGUGGAUUCGUGGAGGAGAUCGACAACCCUCCUCGAGCCGUGCACGUGGACUCGCGGAGGAGGAGAUUCCCUGCGGCCGCCAUGUAUAUGAUCGGAGCUCACCGCGGCGGUUCCAAUUCAGAUCGGAACAACUCAGGUCCCGGACUCAGAAGGACUCGGAGGAACGGCGGCGACCGUUCUCCUUUCAACCCAGUGAUCGUGCUUCGCGGAUCGUCGUCGGAUGGAGCUAACGGCGAUGGCGGUUCAGAGGGACGUGGGUUCGAGCUCUAUUACGACGACGGUGCUGGAUCGGGUUUGAGACCUUUGCCGCCGAGCAUGUCGGAGUUUCUAUUGGGGUCUGGAUUCGACCGGCUUUUAGAGCAGCUUUCUCAGAUCGAAAUCAACGGUAUCGGACGGUGCGAGCAGCCACCGGCAUCCAAAGCUGCGAUCGAGUCGAUGCCGACGAUCGAGAUCGACGAUUCUCACGUCUCGAAUGAACCGCACUGCGCCGUGUGCAAAGAAGCUUUCGAAUUGGGAACCGAAGCUCGAGAAAUGCCCUGUAAGCACAUAUACCAUUCCGAUUGUAUCCUUCCAUGGCUGUCUCUUCACAAUUCCUGCCCUGUUUGUCGCCACGAGUUGCCCGCUGAUACCCAGAACAGCUCCGAGUCGGAAAAUGGUCAGUCUUUGCUUUCCAACGAAGAUGAAAACGUGGGUUUGACAAUUUGGAGGCUACCUGGGGGUGGAUUCGCUGUGGGAAGGUUCUCUGGGGGAAGAAGAGGGGGUGAGCGUGAGCUUCCUGUUGUUUACACGGAGAUGGAUGGUGGGUUUAACAGUGGCGGUGUUCCGAGAAGGAUUUCGUGGUCGUCGAGAGGUAGAAGAGGGAGAGACAGAGGUGGGUUGAGAAGGGUUUUUCGAAAUUUCCUUGCUUGCUUUGGUGGGAUGGGUUCUUCUUCGGCGUCUAGCUCUGCCUCAUCUUCGGACACUCGGAGCCGAAGGUCAACAACAACUAGAACAACGCCGGCGAGGAGGGCUACAUCGUUGUCAAAUUUGGAUGCGACCACGAUACCUCGGACGCGCAGAACAUGGUCUAUGGAUGUCAACAGUGGUAUUGUAAGAUGGUGAAUGAAUGGCGGUUCAACAAGGUGUAGCUAUUAGACGAUGUACAUAGUGAAAAACCAACGCAAAAAAGGGCCUUCAAAAGAUUCAAAAUUUGCAGUUCAUAGAGGGCCUUUUGAUAUGUCUUUAAAAGGGCUUUUUUACUAUCAAAUGAAAACGGGGAAGAUUGCUAGUGAUAUAUGCAGCCUCUUAUUUAGUGAAGUUUCCUACGAGAAAAAAAAAAAAAAAUGAGGAACAAGAAGAAGAAGCAGCAAUUCAGUAGUUGCAGGACAAUCCUUCAACGGGGCGAUGAGAGUUGUGUCUUUCUGAGAUCAAGAAGGUACACCACCACCUCAUGUGCCAGAGUGCCUUUCAACUUUCAUGGAUUCGAUUAGAAUUGCUGCUUUUAAAUCUUUUUUUUUUUUUUUUUUUUUUUUGGCCUUCAAUUAUUUGUAAUUUCUAGUGAGGUUUUAUGUUUGUUUUUCUGUGUUACUUCUAUCUGUUAUUAAUUUUCCAAAAAAAAAAAAAUUUAUCACAUUUAUUAAGCGUAUACGUGUGUUGCAUGAGAUGUUUCUGGCUUGAUUCAUUUUCAAUUAAAAUUUGUUUGAAUUGCUGUUAUUGACAAUAAUAUGCAGUUUUCACAUUUUGUAUCGGUUUUCGAUCCAUUAAAACCUGUUCUGGCAAGGUAUUGGUGCAUUUUAGUUUGCCGGUGCAAGAAGAUUGACGAGGUCUCCCAUCCAAGUUAAACUUGGAAAAUAAAUCCAGUGCAAAAUCUCUCUCAGAACAGGCAAUAUGGAGUUGUAAAUGCACCCAAAUGGUUUGUGGUUUACUAAGUUUUGUCUUUGUUAGCAUUUGAUUGAAGUGCAAUUGGGGGAUUUAGAAUUAAGGAAAUAGAGAGCUAGUAAAACAUCAAAUAGGGGAAAAGAAGCGAAAGAAGGGAUGGUCAGGUUAUAGACCUGUAAAGAUGGGAUGUAACCAUUGGAAAUAUCAAAUUUAGGGGCUUUACUAGGAACUGCUUAUUCUAUCGAGUCUUAGUUUUGCCCUGCUUCUUAAUGGGAUUGCUGGUAUAAAACGUGGGUAAGAUUGGGUCAAACAUAGUUUGGAGAUUGCGCGAGUAUCUGUUGAGUAGGAGAUCUGAAAAUGGAAGGAUUGAGGAUGGAAUAUCUCAGAAAUUUGUAUGUCUGGGAGUUGUACGAGAGUGGACCUCUAGAUUUCUAUUGACCAAACCGAGUAGCUCAUUGCAUGUUAGGAGACCAAACCGGUGCUCUACUAGCUAUAACAACAUAUAAGAAGCUGCCAUUUUGUGAUUUUACUUAUCAGGUUCAGAAGCUGACUUAUAGUAUAUAGAUUCUUUGGGGUGUGAGAAGCUAUAAACUGAACCUUAUUCUGGUUGAAAACAUUUUUUUCUUUGGUUAAAUGUUUGAAAACUAUUUCCAAUUUUUGUAACUCCCAUCUUAGCGGAAUUGAAUUUUUGUUAGUUUAUAAGCAAUUGGCGGCCUAGAAAACCAACAUAUAGCAAGGUAGUCGGAGUUGUCAUAGAACAAAAUAAUUGCACGUGCAAGGUGUGUACUGUUAGUAUUAGGUAAAAUUUUAUUGGUUCAUCUUUUUCUUCUAUAGUUUCCAAACUUUCACAUGUUACGUGAUUGGAAGCAGAUAAAUAUCUUUGAAAGGAUAUGGGGAAUAGGGAUUUGAUUCGAUCCUUUUCAUGCUAAUGUGGUUAGCAGCUUAUGGGAAAGGAUACAUUUAUUUAUUUAUUUAUAUGCCAGAUGUUCUUUGACAGACAAUAGAUCCUGGAAAUUCAAUGGUUGGUUGCCAUUUCGUAUUGAGAGUGAUAGAUGCCACAAUUUCCCAACAAUGUUGUAGUCCAUCACUUUGAUGUCAACAUCACAUUUGUCUACAGAAGGGUAAAAAAGAGAUUGGAGAGUUUUCUUUGACAUUUUGUGCUGUGAGGAGAUGGGGAUGUCACAGCCAAUAAUUAUUUUUAUUUCUUUGGGGGGGGGGG
Messenger RNA from Ziziphus jujuba (common jujube), 3502 nucleotides. Its product is annotated as probable E3 ubiquitin-protein ligase RHC2A. Gene Ontology annotation, cellular component: cytoplasm. Gene Ontology annotation, molecular function: ubiquitin protein ligase activity. Lineage: Eukaryota; Viridiplantae; Streptophyta; Magnoliopsida; Rosales; Rhamnaceae. The record is from RefSeq and is a predicted model, not a curated record. The coding region runs from base 346 to 1527 and encodes 393 amino acids. The transcript has a single exon. Gene Ontology annotation, biological process: protein ubiquitination.